AUGGCUUCUCAGGUAACUGUUCAGCCCUUGGUCCCUUCUGCGGACUCGGCUGUGGAUUUCGGAGCUAUCAUCUCCAACGUUGAUAUCGAAAAUCUUACUGAUGCCGACUUCGACAUCAUCCGUGACGCCCUUUUCAACCACCAGGUCCUCGUAUUCAAGAACCAAGGCCACGUCUCCCCGAAAGCGCAGUAUGAACUCAACCAGCGCUUUGAUCCCGAAGCCGCGGCGUCAUACGGCCACGGCAAGACUCUCGAUGCUAAGAGGUCCAUUCUGCACCCUGACCUGAAAACCAUUCCCCACCAGCCCCAGGUCCAGGUCAUUGGCAACGGUUUCGUGGAAGAGUAUGAGGGUCUGAAGGACAUCAGACUCAGACACCCUCACCACCGUACCUUUCACGCCACGACCAUCCCCGCCGAGGAUGACCUUGACUUCACCCGUUUCUACCGCUGGCACAUCGACGCGGCUCUGUACGGCCUCGCACCGCCCGUCGCGACGACCCUCCUCGCCGUCCGUGUCCCGGGCGGACGCAAGCAGACACUCCGUUAUGACGACGGCACGGGCGAGGAGAUGACGGUCCCGCUAGGCACGACGGCGUUCGUAUCAGGCUACGCCAUGUACGACAACCUCUCUCCCGCCGACCAAGAGUUCGCCCGCACCACAAAGGUGGAAUACGCACCCCACCCUUACGUAUGGAUGAGCAGUGCCAAGUCCCGCUCCGACGGUCUCGGUCUCAUCUCGGAGGGCAGGGAAGUACCUUUCGACGACCUCCCACCAAUCGAGCAGGAAAAAAUACAGAUCCUGCCGAUGUGCUGGCGGAACCCCGUCUCGGGCCGGCUGGCCCUUCAGAUCCACCCGUCCGCAGUCCGGAAGCUGCACCUGGCGGACGGCACGGUGGUGGAUAACCUGGCCGAGGUGCGGGAGACGGUGCACCGGCUCCAACGGCCGGGCAUCUCACCGCAGCAUGUGUACGCACAUGACUGGGAACAGGGGGAUUUCGUCAUUUUCCACAACCGUGGCCUGAUUCACUCUGUCGUUGGGGCGUUUGCCGAGGACGAAGUUCGGUUGUUCCGGCAGUGCAAUAUCGCCGGGAGCAAACUUCCUGUUGAGGUUGCUGCGGCUGUGUAG
Messenger RNA from Colletotrichum truncatum, 1125 nucleotides. Its product is annotated as alpha-ketoglutarate dependent xanthine dioxygenase. Lineage: Eukaryota; Fungi; Ascomycota; Sordariomycetes; Glomerellales; Glomerellaceae. Gene Ontology annotation, molecular function: oxidoreductase activity. The record is from RefSeq and is a predicted model, not a curated record.